GCCAUUUUAAAAACAAAAAGGUUAUAACUCACUCAACUUUCAAAUGUUCGUAAAGAUACAUAUAUAAAAUUUGAAAAAAAUAGUAUACAUAGUAAACUAGAUUUUACAUUUUAUUUUUACAUCAAAAGGUUGCAAUAUAGCUUUAACUUUUAUGAAUCCACAACAUUUGUUUUGAUUGUUUUAUCGGUAUUGCAACUAUUGUAGUCUACAUUGUCACAACAUAUUAAUGGAGCCUCUUGUGUGACUCUAAUGUAGAUUUGUGAAUUUGACAAAUAUAAGCUAAUUUUUCAACUAAAUAAUAAAUAUUAAAUUAAUUAUGUUUAGUUAUUGAUGCAAACAAUAUAUAUAUUUUUAAGUCAAAACAUUCAAGAAAAAUAUAAUAUUCUGGCUAAUGCUAUUAUAAACCUAUGUUAAAACUUGCAUAAUCUAUUAUGUCCACUCGUUAUGAUUCAUGUUAUGAUUCAUGUAUCUCAUUUUGGCUAUGCAUUUGGUGGAUGUUUAUAAAUUCUAUUUUAUUUUGAAAUGAUGAUUUAUACAAUCUCAAUGUUAGAUCUAAUGUAAAGAUUUGCCAUUUUGGCUAUGCCCUCACAGAUGUUGAUGACUUAUUCAAUUUUUAAAUGAUGGCUUAAAUUCCUAAUGUUAGAACUUAUAUUGGUUAUCAAUCAACAAUGUGGAGUGGAACGGUUACUAACUGAUGAUUCCCUGUAUUUGUACUAACCUUUAUGCAAAUUAAUUAUCUUAUACAAUAUAUCUCAUGCAUUUUAUUGCAUAUAAAUGAUCAAGUGAUUUGAACAAUCUUAAAAUAUGUUAAAGCACUUUUGAAUUUAGACUGUGCCCAUGUCUUGUUAGUAAAUAACCUUAAUCAAGUUAAAAAAUUAAUUUCAAUAGCAAUAAAAAGGAAAAAGGUUUUACUUGUGAAUGAACUCGGAGAAGACAAACAUUGCCAAAUAACAAACCCUAAACCCUAAAUAUUUCACAUAUCAAUAUCUUAAUUCCAUAUGUUUCAUAACUCUCAAUUUCCCAUAUCAUCUUACCAACACACAGAGCAAAAGAAUCUUAAAUAUCCAUUUUCUCUAUAAAUUUAUCAAGCGGGAAGAUAAAACAUUACGGUUACAAAGUUGUCAUCCGAAGGGAUGUGGGCCCCACACACGUACGAUUCUCCAACUACUUAGUCUUCGACUUCACGGACUCGGCAAAGCGAUUGUAGAUCAUGGCAUUUGACAGGGGCGGAGGAGGAGUCGCGGGACUCGGCAGGAGCCGAGAAGGAAGAGGAUCGGCUGGCAGAUAGAGCGUCGGGUGAAGAUUGCAGUGGGUGAGGCGACCGUCGAGAGUGAGUGAGUAUUUUCUUCGACGCCAUGCCUAGAGGCUAGAGGGAUCAGACGUUUUCCCAUGGUGGCGGUAGUCUACGGAUUGCAAUUGAUAGGGGGAGGACGGAAGAAAUAAAAAAGGUGUUGGCUAACAAACAUAGAAAAAGGAGGCUUUGUUUUUCUUCUCCGUCUUAAGAUUGGAUGAGAAGAAAGACGAUUUUCACAGCCUAAAUUGAAAUUCAAAAGUGAUUUAAUAUAUUUUAAGAAGAUAAAUGCAUUAAGAUGGGGAAAAAAUAAAAAAUAAGAAAAGAACCGAAAUUUGCGGAGAGGGCUGGGAAUUUGAAACGAAAGAUGUGGUUUUGGGAAAACGCUUAAAGGUUUCUUUAGAUCUUUAGCCUUCGCUUUAGAAUAACCAUAAUUCAAAUCGCUUUAAUUUAAAUUUUAUAUCCACUUCAUUUCAGACUUACGACUCCAUGCACCGCUCGUAUAGCAAUGGCAAACAUCUAAAAAUCUUAGCCCAUGUUGUAGUUCAGAUCAUACAAACUAAGGAUAACGUAGUACCAACUCAUAUCACCUCACCGGCUGGCUGUUGUUCUUUCUUCUGCGUCAACAAUUAACCAAAUACUCAGAGAGCCAGAGGAUCAUGUGAGUUCGAGUAGCCCACAGAAUAUAUAAAUAUAUAUAUUAUAAAUUUAUAACAUGGAACAAAGAAAACGUCAAAUAAAGGCAAAUGACCAUGUGGUUCAAGGUAAGGCCAGUCCAUUGGUCAGGAAAUGAUCCUCAUAUCAUAUUCCUUCCCUCCAAGUAUACUUAAUGCAGUUCAAUCAGAAUUCAUUAAUGACAACCUAAUGUACGAUAGUUGUACAACUAAAUCUCUGAAUCGAUCAAGUUAACUCAAAGGUUUGAAUAUGUGGCUCAAGAGUUUGACCUGUAUUUUUUUAAAGAUCACUAAUGAAGUCAUUUACGACGUUGAUUUCAGUAUGGAAAACAAAACAUAUUAAACAUAAGUGAUAAUCUUUCUGUAUGACCAAAGAUCUGAGUAAUAACGAUCAAGAUGGAGAUUAAAGGGCUCACUUGGUCGACAUCAGAGAAGGUCUGCUUGGGUGGGGAGGGAUGUGAUUAUGUGCAUGAUGACUCUCUUUCAACGUAUUUGGAAAGUAAUGAAACUGGGUCGUGUUUGAUUUUACGCUAUUUAAUUUUCGUGCGUUAAUGAAAAAGAAAAUCAAAACAGAACUCACUGUCAUUGCCAUACGAAUCAAAAUUGUUGGGAAAUGAAAAAAAAAAAAAAUGAAAUCAGUGGGUGGUGGGGAUUUGAAAUUUUCACGGCUUUCAUGUUGAGAUGAGGGAAAGGCAUGUGAGUUUGGAAUGGGAAAUGGCGGUGUUUGUGUCAUUGUAUGAGAGAGAGAACGUGCAAAUAAUUGAUCUAUGAAUUUAUUUCAUAGAUGGAUCAAUCUCAUUGCCAGAGAUAAAAAUUCAGAAAAUAUUAAUAAUAUUACAAACCCAUUAUUAGAAAAAUAUUAAUUAUAAAUAGAAAUUCCCCACAAACCCAACUUGCCUGCAUGCUACUUCCAAUCAGCCACACUGCCACUGCCCUUUUUUUCAGACCUUGCCAUGUGAGUUUGUUCUUAUUGAGUUAAUGUUUUUGUAGCUAUUAAAAGCAAAAAAAAAAAUAAGAGUCUCCUCAAAAACUUCCCUUAUUUAUAUGGUUCCUCCCUUUCUCUGGAUCAGCCAUACAGUUUGUAAAUACCAAGCCUCAAAAGAAACCUCUGAUUCCCUCUCUUACUCUCUCUUCCUCUGCUGCUGAACCAAAACCCAACUAAGAAUGGCAAAGCAGCAGCUGGCCAUGGCCAUGGCUAUGGCGUUUCCUCUUCUAUGGGCUCUACUCUGCAUCUCUCUGGCUCCCACUGUCGCCAAUGCCUUCACUGCUUCCGCUUGGACCAAAGGCCACGCCACUUUCUACGGCGGUGGCGAUGCCUCCGGGACUAUGGGAGGUGCAUGUGGGUAUGGCAACCUAUACUCGAGUGGAUAUGGCACAAGAACGGCUGCCCUAAGCACGGCUUUGUUCAACGAUGGUGCCUCAUGUGGAGAGUGUUACAAGAUUAUAUGUGACUAUAAUACAGACCCUAGAUGGUGCAUUAAGGGCAGGUCGAUAACGAUCACCGCAACGAACUUCUGCCCUCCGAAUUUCGCUCAGGCCAACGACGCUGGUGGUUGGUGCAACCCGCCAUUGAAGCACUUCGACAUGGCUCAGCCGGCGUGGGAGAAGAUCGGGAUCUACAGAGGUGGAAUCAUCCCUGUUAUGUACCAAAGGGUGCCAUGUAAGAAGCAUGGUGGAGUGAGGUUCCAAGUCAAUGGGAGGGACUAUUUCGAGCUGGUGACCAUCACCAAUGUGGCGGGAGCUGGAUCGAUUAAGUCGGUUUCCAUCAAGGGUUCGAAGACAGGGUGGCUGCCCAUGUCGAGGAAUUGGGGGGCAAACUGGCAGUCGAAUUCGUACCUUAACGGACAAUCCAUGUCUUUCCAAAUCACAACUACCGAUGGAGAGAUGAGAACGUUCAAUGAUAUCGUGCCGGCUAAUUGGGGGUUCGGCCAAACUUUCUCGAGUAGAUUACAGUUCUAAAAACGUGAAGGCUCGGGAUAGUAUUGAUUCGAUCUAAGAACUCAUAAGGAUUUUUCCAGAAAAUUUCUUUAUAGUUUGAUUUUGGCUGAGGCGUUGCUUAUACUUUUACAAGGAGCUGCCCGCCUUGCGACUAUGAGUCCAUGCGCUUGUGCGAGUGACUUUAACGUCGUAAUACGUGAACCCAAUGAAAAUUUCGUUGAAGAGAAAUUGUGGGUAGGGAUUUGGUUGGAGCAGAUUGAUGAAAAGUUAUAAUAAGGGCAUUGGAAUUGCAGAGUUUGCAAGUUAGGUUGUAAUUUGUAUUUUCCUUUUUUACAUGAUAUGAAACGGUUUCUAGCUUUGUUUCUACUUUUUUCAUUGGUUUUUGUUGUCUUUCUGGUUCUAUUUGAGGUAAUUGUAUUGAUGAAAUUGAAAUGUUCAUUUAAUAAUUGAUUAUCCCAGCUACUCCUGAAGCCAAUGAAUGAAGGUUUGAUGCACUUCAGUAAUGUUAGCUGUUCUAAAAAAAAAAUGGAUUGUAUUUAGAGUUUCGAUUUUAAAAUUAUUUCCAAUCAACUCAUCUAUAUUUGAUGUAUAUCUCAACAAUAUUAUAUAAAUGAAGAUAAAACAACACUUAUAUCAAUUAGUUCUCACCAUCGAUCUAAAAACCGGUCUUAAACCAUACAACCAAGUACAUCAGAGAGUACAAAAUUGAUUCCACAAAUCUACUCCUGGUCAUAAGCCGUAUUACAAGCCGCAGGAAAAUACUCAACUUUGGGUAGUGAAUUUGUUUUUAACUCAUAUUUCAUGGAAAAGGUUGCACAUAAACGAAAAAGUGAAAUUCAUGGAAAAGGUUGUGAGAACGAGGGGGAAGGAAGUGGCCGAGGAUUUGUUGGGCUAAUACUGUACGGAUUGGUAACUCAUUGGGCCUGGAAAUAUGAUGGUGUGGGCGGCUGGGCUCGACUAAGCCAGCCUUAUCCAAAUGAGAGAAAACGAGUUACCUGAUUUGAAACUUUGUGAGGGAACGGAUCAGGUCAGUAAUCCUAUGGUUAGUAAACAUGAGUAAUUGUCCACAUCAGUAUGACAUCAGUAUCUUCUCUCUUGCAAAGUCUUUUAUUUAUUCCUUUUAAUUUUUAACAGACGAUUUCUCUGUCGUUUUAAGUCGAAAUUUAAUUUUAUUGCACAGAUAAAUCAGAUUAAAUAUGCUCUUUAAAAUGAUAUCCACUUUGAUAUAUUUUUAGUACAAAAAAAUUGAAUAUUUUUUUACUAGUCAUUACCAUAUGGUAUGCUCCUAUUUAAUACCAUAUGGUAGGACAGCGUACCAUGAUGGUAUGAGUAUACAAAUAUGGUAAGAAGGUUGAAUACAUAAUAUUAGGAGUAUACUAACUGUCAUUUAUGACUUUCAUAAUUGUUUACUACAAGUUACCACCCACAUACCAUAGUGGUAAAGUAUGAUAAUUUUUUAUCGAGUAUAUUUUUCACCCAGAAAUUUAUAGAUCCAAUAGAUUAUGAUGAACUCGUUCCUUCUGAACAAACGUUUUCAAAAAUGACUUAAAAACGAAGAAGUUACCAUAUGGUAUAUGUAGUUGGUAAAAAAAAAAGUUUCUCGAAAUAUAUUGAAAAUUGAUCUCUUUUUUUAGAGCACAACGAACUCGUUCCAUCUGUGCAAAAAAAAUUGAAAUUCGAGUUAGAACGAAGAAGAUAAGAGUCGAUUAAUAAAACUAGGGAAAAUAAAAUGCAUUUAAUUGACAACCCUUAGAUCUGAAUUUUCUGGACUCACUUAAAUCUAAAGGUCCAGAUUUAGUUACUCAUAGGUCAGUAACCAAUGGUUACUGAUCCUAUCCUAAGCCCUUAGUGAGGAUGGACGAAUCUUGGCUCAAGAUAGGGCGUAUAACCCAUGGUUAUGCACUCAUCAAUAAGUAAAUCUGGACCCUUCAUUUAGAAAAUCCAGAUCUAAGGAUGAAGAAUUAAAGAUCAUUUUUAUUUUCCUUGGCUUUCUUAAUCGACUUAAAUCUUCUUCGUUUGAACUCGGAUUUUAAUUUUUUUUUUUUUGCGCAGAUAGAACGAGUUCUGUAACAUCCCGAACUUUUUCCCGACAAGAUACUGUCCGCUCUGGGCCUCUACACCCGCACGGAUUUCGACUUGGGGUGCAAUUCAAGGUGACUUCCCAUAAGGUCACCCAUCCUUGUUGUACUCCACACUGAGCACGUUUAACUUCGGAGUUCUCAGAAGAACUCCUCCAUUACACCCCAAAACACGUCUUGUCAGUUAAGGCCGGUUUCCUACUUAUGAACCAUGGAUCCCUCCCGUGCUUUGUCGAUGUGGGAUUUGCCUAAGGUGUUAAAUACACCCCCUCUUGGGACUCAACGCCCUCGUUGAGGUUUGCCCCAUCAUCGUUCAAGAGGGACGCGGAGAGGCUCUGAUACCAUUUGUAACAUCCCGAACAUUUUCCCGACAAGAUACUGUCCGCUCUGGGCCUCUACACCCGCACGGAUUUCGACUUGGGGCGCAAUUCAAGGUGACUUCCCAUAAGGUCACCCAUCCUUGUUGUACUCCACACUGAGCACGUUUAACUUCGGAGUUCUCAGAAGAACUCCUCCAUUACACCCAAAAACGCAUCUUGUCAGUUAAGGCCGGUUUCCUACUUAUGAACCAUGGAUCUCUCCCGUGCUUUGUCGAUGUGGGAUUUGCCUAAGGUGUUACAAGUUCAUUGUGCUCUACAAAAUGAGAUCAAUUUUCAAUUUUUUUUGAGAAAAAAAAAUUAUUGCCUCUCGGUACCAACUGCAUACCAUAUGGUAUCUUCUUCGUUUUUAAUUCGUUUUUGAAAACGUUUGCGCAGAAGGAACGAGUUCAUCAUGAUUUAUUGGAUCUACAAAUUUAUGGGUGAACAAAUUACAGGACCAAAAAAAUACCACACAAUACCACCCUGGUACGGGGUGAUAUCUUGCGGUACAAAUGUUAAAAGUCGUAAAUGACAGUAAUAUACUUCUACUAUCAUGUAUUCAACCAUCCUACAAUCUUGGUUUGUUCAUACCACCAUGGUAUGCUUUUCAAACCAUAGGUAUGCUCUUAUUUCAAUCCAGUCAAUACCUUAUGGUAUAGACUGGUAAAAAAUGGCUCAAUUUUUGUUGUUCAAAAAAUAUAUCAAAGUGGAUAUCAUUUUGAAGAGCAUAAAAAAUUUUAGGUACCAAAAUGUAAAUUUACAAUAAUAUUUUUGUAUAAAAAUAUAAAUCUUAGGUACCAAAUGAAAUAUAAAAAAUAUAGGUACCAAAUUAUAAUUUGCCAUUUGAAUUCAUGGAUUGAUCCAUUAAUCCACCAAUCCAAUUGGAUUUGGAUCAAAUGGAUUGGAUCUAAAUGGAUUGGAUUAGGUGGAUAAUUUGGUGGAAGGAUUGGAUUGGAUUCAUGGAUUUGGAUUCUAAUUGCCACCUCUACUUGUCUCUCGUUACCAACUACAUACCAUAUGGUAUCUUAUUCAUUUUUAAGUCGUUUUUUUUUGCACAGAAUGAACGAGUUCAUAAAUGUAGUCAAAAUCGCGAUUUAAAGCGUAAAAUCGUACGUUUUUAUAUAUCCAGCUCCGACCAGCUUCCAGCUCCGAACAACUUCAAGCUCACCCUCCGACCAGCCAUACCUGUGCAGCUUCCCGCCGCCAGACCUUGUUCUAUUAUUCAUUUUUAUUUUCAAUUGUGGAAUGUUCUGCUCCAUUCACUGCUCUCAUCGGCCAUCGCCCAAGACAAUGUUGGUGUUGCUUUUUUAUGUUCAUUACGACCACAUACAACAGCAGCAGCUGGAUGAAUAGAAUUGAUAGAAAUUACAUGAAUGAAAACUUGUGCAAUGUAUCAUAAGUGGUUGGUUUGUCGAUGAUAUGUGAACCUUUUUCUUUCCCCCCCUGAAGAUGGGGGAUUGAGUUUCUGCGGUGAGUAUGGAGGAUGGCUGGCCAAGAAGUAUGAGAAGUCUCCUUUGGUUUGCGGGAGUGAACGACAGAGAUUAGUUUGUCUCUUUGUUGCUAAUUUGCUAUAAUCGGCAACUAAUUUGUUUAUAGCUAUAAUCAUAAACCAAACAGAGAUUAGUUUGUGUCUUUUAUGGCUUUUCUUAUUUAUUGCACGUUGUUUUUACGAAGUUGAUGUUCUUUGUUGAAAUUUUGCAGAACAGUAGUGAUGUCGAGUGAUGGUACUAAUGCAAGUAUUAUAGUGUAUCAAGUAGUCCAGUUUGUGAGAAUUUCGAUUUUUUAACUCGUACGAGAGUUAUGAUCUAUGCUUAUGAACUUAUUGUUAAAAUGUUAUGAGUUUGCACGACUUUGGAAUCGUAACAAAUUAAUUUAUGUGUGAGAAAUUACGUUUUAAAUGUAAUUGCAGGUAUUUAUUCACUUGUACGAAAUCUAUCCAUUCACAUUUCACAUUUCACAUAGUACAAGUCGUACUUAACAGAUUUACAACUAUUUUAUAGGGUGCAUAAAAAACUUGCGCUUUUACGCUUUGAUUCUACGCUUUAUGAUUUUACCAAUUUUCCGCUUCUAGGUAGCGCUUUUGACUUAUCUAUCCACUCACAUUUCACAUAGUACAAGUCGUACUUAACAGAUAUACAACUAUUCUAUAGGGUGCAUAAAAAACUUACGCUUUUACGCUUUGAUUCUAAGCUUUACGAUUUUACCCAUUUUCCGAUUCUAGGUAGAAUCACGCUUUUGACUCCAUUGUUAAUCGUCAUUACUUAUUGGAUCUACAAAUUUCUGGGUGAACAAAAUACAGGACCAAAAAAUACCACCAAAUACCACCCUGGUAUGGGGUGGUAUCUUGUGGUACACAAUGUUGAAAGUCGUAAAUGACAAUUAGUAUACUCCUACUAUCAUGUAUUCAAUCAUCCUACAGUCUUGGUAUGUUCAUACCACCAUGGUAAGUUUUGUCAUACCAUAUGAUAUGCUCUUAUUUAAUACCAGUCAAUACCAUAUGGUAUAUACUGGUAGGGGUGGGCAUUGGGUGGAUUAGGCGGAUUUUAACCAUAAAACGCACCCAACCGCGCUUAAACGGAUUGACGAUUUUUAAUCCACCACCCACCCACAUUUAGUCUUGGGCUGGGUCGAGCGAAUGGUGGAUGAUGCGGGUGGGUUUGUGGGUCACCCACAUCCCAAUGUACAUAAUAUAAAGAAGUCAGCUUGACAUGAUAAUCGGUAGAGAGAGUUAUCGAGUAAGAACAACAUGAUGAAAUAUUAAGGAAAAUGUCGAAUUAGUUCUGAAAUUGGAUAGAAAUUCUAUUAUGAAUGAGUUUUCUACCAAUGGAGAUGAUUAUCAUGUGCAAAGAACUAGGUAAAAUAAUUCAAUGAAGGAAAGAGAUGUGACUAGGCAUAGGAAUCAGAGGGGAAAAUAAAGUGAAAAGAGGGGCUCGUGAAUUGGAAUAUUGGCAUUGAAGUUCAAUCUCCAAAAGAAGCUCUAGUUUUUGUCUAAUGUCUCUACUCUUCAGUCACUAGUCACCAGCGCCAAAAACUUUGUUUUUUUUAUUGUUGGGUUGAGCAGGUCACCCGCACACCCACCCACAACCCAGCCGUCACCCGACGGAUGACUCCUAGCGCAACCCGUCACCCAUCUACAAACCCACCCACAUAAUGAAAUUUGGGUCAAAUGCGGGCGGGUAGGCCCAAACCUGUGGGUGAUCCACCUGCAUGCCCAGCCCUAUAUACUGGUAAAAAAUGGCUUAAUUUUUUUUUUGUUCCAAAAAUAUAUCAAAGUGGAUAUCAUUUUGAAGAGCACAAUUAAUCUGAUCUAACUAUGAAAAAAAUUAAAUCCGACUUAAAAUGAGUGAGAAAUCGUCCGUUAAAGAUUAAGGUGAAAAAAUUUAAAGGCUUUCCAGAAGAGAAAAGGGGCGCUGAUGUGGCAGUUGAUGAUUGAGUUAUGCAUAGUUACUCACCACAAGAUUAUGCAUAGGAACUGCUCCCAGGGGCUAAGAUCAGGUGGUGACUAAGUGAAUCUCAUUUAAAUUUAAUGGCUUCAAUUAAUCUGAUUUAAUGAAAGGCAAUAUGGUAAUUGCAUAUUGUUUUAAUUUUACGGGAGCGGUUACGGUGCUAAUUGUACAAUAGUUAGCACCGUCCUAACCAAGGGAAAAACUACUACUAGUUUGAAUUAGUAGUGAUUUAGCUUAGAUGUUGUAUUGAUUUUAUAAUAAUCCGUCUACUAGUUUGAAUUAGUAGUGAUUUAGCUUAGAUGUUGUAUUGAUUUUAUAAUAAUCCGUAGUGAUUUCGUUAUUUUUAGUAGCGUUUUUUGCUAGUUAUCACGGUGCUAACCCCUAUAAGGGUUAGCACCUAAUCCCAUUCCUAAUUUUACACACCCACAGAGAGAGAGUUUACUUUUUGACCGUGAGAAUUUUUUGGUGUCGGCGGUAGAGAUUUUCCGACGAUGGGGAUUUUUCGGCGACAGCGGGAGCUUUGUGAUUUUUGUCAGACUAUUUUGUAAUGUUUAUAAGUCUAUUAGGUUUGUAUCAAUUCUGUUUGUAUCGUUUAUCAUUCUAGUUUGUAAUGUUUAUAUGACUAAUUUGUAUAUAUAUAUUGUAAUUUGUAAUGUUUGUUUGUCUAAUUUGUAUACUUUAUGUUAUGAUUUGUAUACUUUGUAUUCAUUUAUUUGUAAUAAAAAUUUACUGAUUUGUAUUGUAAGUAGUGACAUUUUGUAUUGUUAGUAUGUUUUGUAAUGUUUGUCGACUUGUUUUGUAAUGUUUGUAAGUUUUGUUAUUUUGGUAAUGUUUGUAGGUUUUUUUCGUAACGUUUGUAAGCUUUAUUAUUUUUGUGUAUCAUGUUUGUCAUUUUUGACAUCAAUGUUUGUAAUAUUUUUUUAUGUCUAAAAAACAAACUGAUUGACUUUCGGAUGAAACUCCUCUAUAUCGCCAUAUCAGGAUGGAACCUCCAGUCAACCCGGGUGUUUUUCCUUUUUGUAUGGUUUGUCGGUCUAGUUUGUCAUUUUGUCCAUCAUAUUUAUAAUGUUUAUAUGUCUAAAAAAACAACCGGGUUGACUUUGGGACGAAGCCUGGUAGGGCAAAAGCGUAUAUGCCUUAAUCCUAUCUUGUAGUAAACCGGAAAGUCCGGGUAUCGUCUCUCAGGGACUGGUACAACCUUAAGUUUUAUCAAUUUAUGGAGCAAACUAUAAGUGAAAAUAGUUUAAUGAGACUAAUUUAAAAAAGCAAAAUAAAACAAACAAAUUAACUAAAUGAAAACGGUAGGGAGAAAUUCAAUGGAGAAAGCUAUGGGAGAAACACCGGGACUCACUACCUAUCCUAUCCAGAUUAAUUCACAUAUUCCAAUCAGUUUAAUCCAUAUCUCUACAGCUAGGAUAUCACGAAUGUGCUAGCUAUCCCUGUCGGGAAUUACUACAUACUAAACAAUUAAUUCAAAUCCUACUGUCGUAGCUCAAUGAAUUAACUAUUUAGCCUGAAGAACGAUAUCCCAAUCAAGACCGCAUAUCACCUUAUUUAAUCCACUGUCGCUUCGUUAAGUUACUAUGUCACAUGAAAUAGGUUCAGUUAUUAGGGUUUCACUGUCGCCAAUAACCUAAUUAACAACAAAUCAUUGUAUUGGUGGCCAGUCAACACAAAGCAUUAAGUAAUUUCAUGCAAUAGAGAUUGGAAGAAAAGAAAUACGAAUCAAUCCAUCAAUUCUAGAAACAGUUGCAUCCUAUGGUGUUUCCCCCAGAAAUUGGGGUUUAGUUCAUGACGAAAAUAAAGCACACAAUCAUGUUUAUAAUGAUCAUCGUAUCAAUUAAAGCUAAAGGAAAAAUACUGAGAUUCUCGAACGUAAUCCCGACACCAAUUCCUUCUCGCUUCAAUCGCCUGUUGCUUGCUCCGCGCGAUAGCUCGCUUCUAACUCCGCGCUGCUGCUUUCACGAAACUUGCUUCCAACUCCGAAAGAAUCCCGUCCCAAGCUGCCUCCGCCUCUUUUCUCCCAAAAGAAUUGGCUUCCCCCUAGAUUUUUUGUUUUUUUUUUCCGCCGCCAGCAAUUGGCAGAUCCCCCUUAAAAGAAUUCCCCCAGCUUAAUUAUCUCUAGCCCCAAAAUUAAUUAAUUCCCCCCCCCCCCCCAAGAAUUCCAACUCCCUUCAUCCGCCCAGGCCCCAAGCCCAAAAAAAUCCCCAGCCCGCAAAAGUCCAGUCCCGGUUCAACUCCUCAGUAAGAUCCGGUCCAAUUAAUAAAUAAAUGUACAUCCA
Messenger RNA from Linum trigynum, 12068 nucleotides. NCBI's taxonomy places the organism in Eukaryota, Viridiplantae, Streptophyta, Magnoliopsida, Malpighiales, Linaceae. The record is from the annotation of a GenBank genome assembly.